UCAAAACUGGCAACUAACAAAACUAAUAAAAUUUGUUUUUAAUUGCGGCAUAAUUAAAAAAAUCUUUAAAGGAACCAGAUAGAGCGUACCUACUAAAACAAUACUAAACUAUGGCAAUUUUAUUACACGUUUCAGAUCUUAUUAAUUUUCAAUAACAAAACUUGAUUUUGUAUAUCUAAAGCAUCCUUAAAAGAUCCUUCUGAGGCCCACAUCGGUUUUCCAUGUUAAAGCGUCAUUUCGUAAAGUCUAAGGUAUCCCUAAUAAAUUCUUCUAAGACUCUUCUCAGCCUUGCCUAUUAAAGCCUUGUUUAUUAGAUCUAAGGUACCCCUAACAAAAUCCUCAUCAGUUUUCCUUAUCAGAGUCUUAUUUCGUAAAAUUUAAGAUAUCCCUAAAAGAUCCAUCUCGGGGCCUGAUUUGAUAAUAAUGAGGCAUCCCUUUUUUAGGACAUCCUACUUUCAACCUUAUUGGAGCUUUACGCUUCAUAAGGAUGGCUCUAACAAUUUUUUGCUCGGGAAGUCCAAACAUGCGCUUCUUACUUAUUACGAAGUAUACCUGUUAAGAACGCAACUACAGCGAGCGACUUCAAGCUCGUUCGGCGCAUUAACGAAUGAGAGUUUAGUUCGGACACCUUGUAGGCCCGACAACAAAGUGAGUUUCUUCCUCGCACAAUCGUGAGCUGAAAAGUCACCUGCUAUUUUUGGUGUGAUUUUCGGAAUGCGUCCAUAUUGUCCAGUGAGACAAUCCUCCCAUUAGACAAGAUGAAUGCGUUUCGAAGUUUACAAAAAAAAAAAGAGGCGGAUGGCCUUUCAUCUAUUCAUAAUUGUACUUUCAAACGAUCGUUGCGGAGACCUGGGAAUCCCGUCGGAAUUCUCUCCGACGACGUUCCAAUGGUUGGUCUCGACCAGGUUCGUGUCGUUCUUUCAGUCCUGAUCUGGAUGGUCUACACCUUCUGGAGGCGUUACAGCGCCAAUCCGUUUCGCACAGUCGUCGAGUCCUUUCAAGCACCGAUAUUCAUGAUUCCCUUCCCGGCAGUGACCCUUUGCCCUUUGGUACCGCCGUUGGCCGCGAGACGCGGGCAGUUGCUGCAGCGGCUGCGUUUGCCGGCCGACGUCGACAACAAUACGGCGAUGUUUCUGCUCAAGUACGUGCGUACGUUCGUUCGCCAACAAACCGCCGUGAUUUGCAGAACGAGCGGCGAUCGCGAGAAGAUCGCCGGUCGCGCGGCUCUCGAGAGCAACAUCUUCGCCACAAAAUUCCUCAGGUACGGCACCGCCUUUGCGAGCGAGCGCGUGCUCGGCGGCAAGAACCACCUGAACAAGUUGAGGACGCUGCUGGAAGUGAACAACAUGACGCUGCUGGAGCUGCUGAAGUUCCUGCGACCUUGCGAGGACCUGAUCGAGUCCUGCUGGUGGGACGGAGAGAAGAAGAACUGCAGCGAGAUAUUCAGAGUGUCUCACGCGUCGCAGGGUGUGUGCUGCUCCUUCAACUUCCUCUUGGAGGAUUACAUAGCGAACAGCAAUUUGGGCAUCAUCCGGUACAUCAAGACUGCUUUCUUCGGCCCGGCGAGUGGUCUCGUGAUUACCCUCCAUCGGAAACUGCUGGUGGAGAAUGACGGCACCGGGGAGUUCGUGAAAUACUCGACCAACUCCGUCGGCAUCCUGGUGUACACUCAUCAUCCUCUGGAGUACCUCGGCGCCAUCGCUAAUAGACAUCUCCUCCAAGCGGGACAGGAAUUACGGGUGACCGAUAACCGUUUACAACUGCGAGAAUUUACAUGUCUUUCGCGAAAACACACUAUCAGAGAAGCCGAGCCCGAUAGCUUUGCGAUCUCUCGCCGACAGAUCGCCGUGAUACCAUACGUGAAGAAGAAGCUCAGCGGGUACUCCCGGCUGAACGCUCGCAACGAGCUGGUGCCGCAUUGCGUGAAGAACGAGGCCGCCAAGCUCAAGUACCUUCCCGUGUAUCUCUACUCCAACUGCUUCGUCGACUGCUCCAUCGAGGCUGCCCUGCGAAUCUGCGGCUGCGUGCCGUUCUACUACGAGGCCGUGGCGGUCAGAUACUCGUUGAAAGUAACCGGAAGCCGCGUUGCGUCGCGUUCUUUUAUUUCCUACUUCAGGCAGGUUGCGAAAGGUUCGCCGCUUUUCCGCUUUCGCGCUCGUGGAAAGUCUGUUCGCGCGUAUUGGAAAGGAAAUGAACAAACUCCUUACGCCCGGUUUCUUCGCACCUCCCAAUACGACAUAUUCUCCUCCGGGCCAGUUCUAUCCGAUCAACCAACCAACCGACAUAUUCUUCUCAAGCCACUGAAAUCCAUAUCUGCCAGAUAUCCGCAUCUUCAGAUCUGCGACUGGGAGAAUUUCAAUUGCCUCUACGAGAACGCGGACAACAUACGAGUGAUUCAGGAGAGCAGAAUGGGAAACUUUACGUGCAGAUGCUAUUCCCCGUGCUUGGAGGUGUUUUACGAUUCACGAGGGACGACGGUCGUGCUGAACAGACACGAGUCCAACGUGUGGUCUACGCACAAAAAUAUGUCGGACGCGCAAGCGAUCAUGACGGUGUUCAUGAGUUACCAGACUUUCACCAGCACCGAUACGAUCCCGAGCGCCGAUGAGUUGUAUUUGCUAGCGUCGGUGGGCGGUAUCUUUAGUCUCUUCCUGGGCUGCAGUUUUCUGAGCGUCGUGGAGAUCUUCUACUUCGUCGGACUGUACAUCCGCUCGUACCGCAACUCGAAGAAGCCGAAAUGACCGCCAUUGACCGGGAGGUAUUUCGUCACGCAGCAGAGUGGCCCGAGAGCGCCGAUAUAAAUAUUAUUAUAUAAUUAUAUUUCGCGUCUAUCGCGCUUUGUGCUCAUUCUGUAACUCUUAGCGACACGCGGGACAGGCAGCUCCGCUGAUGUGAGUGAACUUUGCCCCGUUAAUUAAACGACUUUCGAGAGCCAGAGAGGAUAUUUCUUCUAAUUUUACACGGGAGAACACGCAACCGAGUCGCCUGUUGCCUGGGAGAGCGGCAGGAUAGAAAAGAAAACUGCAAGAUUCCUACGUACGAAGAAAAAUAUUGUAGUAAAAAUUACAUCCCAGUUAUGUUCCCUUCUACAAUAUCUUUUGUAAUUAACUGGACCACACAGAUACUGCAAUACACCCGAGAAAAAUAUUCUAUUUGUAAAGUGAUCUUUCCCAUAGGCUCAUAUUUCUAAGCGAAGCCUUUUAUGGGAAGAGAAUUCCUCCUUCGAUAAAGCGAUUAGAAUGAACCACUCAUCUAAAAUUUAU
This is a messenger RNA of Harpegnathos saltator (Jerdon's jumping ant), 3263 nucleotides long. Its product is annotated as sodium channel protein Nach. The record is from RefSeq and is a predicted model, not a curated record. Gene Ontology annotation, molecular function: ligand-gated sodium channel activity. NCBI's taxonomy places the organism in Eukaryota, Metazoa, Arthropoda, Insecta, Hymenoptera, Formicidae. Gene Ontology annotation, cellular component: plasma membrane. Gene Ontology annotation, biological process: sodium ion transmembrane transport.